GUGCGGGCCCCGGCGAUGCCCGGGGCAGGACGGGCCCGGCGCCGCUCGCCCUCUGCCCGCCCAGCCGAGCAGCGGCCGCCCCGGAACGCGGCGCCAGCGGAACGCCGUCGCAGGCGGGCGGGGCGCGGCGGGGCCGGUUGCGCGCGGGACCGGCGUGCCACGUCGGAGCGCGGGCAGAGGCCGGGCCGGGAGCGCCGCGGGGCCGCCGCCGCCAUGGUGUCGGUCAUUAACACCGUGGACACGUCCCACGAGGACAUGAUCCACGACGCCCAGAUGGAUUACUACGGCACGCGCCUGGCCACCUGCUCCUCCGACCGCUCCGUCAAGAUCUUCGACGUGCGCAACGGGGGGCAGAUCCUCAUCGCCGACCUCCGGGGGCACGAAGGUCCCGUGUGGCAGGUUGCCUGGGCUCAUCCUAUGUAUGGGAAUAUCUUGGCUUCCUGUUCCUAUGACAGGAAGGUUAUUAUCUGGAAGGAAGAAAAUGGCACUUGGGAAAAGACCUACGAGUACACGGGACAUGAUUCUUCAGUGAAUUCUGUCUGCUGGGCACCACACGACUAUGGACUGAUCCUGGCCUGCGGCAGCUCUGACGGGGCCAUUUCCUUGUUGAGCUACACGGGUGAUGGGCAGUGGGAAGUCAAAAAGAUCAGCAAUGCACACACGAUUGGAUGUAAUGCAGUUAGCUGGGCUCCUGCUGUUGUACCAGGAAGCCUUAUAGAACAACCCUCUGGUCAAAAGCCAAACUACAUCAAAAGAUUUGCAUCUGGUGGCUGUGACAACCUGGUCAAGAUCUGGAAGGAAGAAGAGGGUCAGUGGAAAGAAGAGCAGAAGCUGGAGGCUCACAGUGACUGGGUACGAGACGUGGCCUGGGCUCCCUCCAUCGGUUUGCCAACCAGCACCAUUGCUAGCUGCUCUCAGGAUGGCCGAGUGUUUAUCUGGACCUGUGAUGAUGCCUCUGGAAACUCCUGGUCGCCAAAGCUGCUGCACAAGUUCAAUGACGUUGUCUGGCACGUGAGCUGGUCCAUCACUGCCAACAUCCUUGCAGUGUCUGGAGGAGACAACAAAGUGACACUGUGGAAGGAGUCGGUGGACGGGCUGUGGGCGUGCAUCAGCGACGUGAACAAGGGCCAAGGAGGGGUGUCUGCUGUGACAGAAGGGCAGCAGAACGAGCAGUGAUGCACAGUGGAAUACUCCAGCUGCAGCACGUGAUCACUGUCCCUGAUUUGCAAUGCGUCUUUAGCUGGAUGAGAACUGAUUUUAUCUGAACUGGACAUGAACAUGGGAAACAAUUAUCCAAUUUUAUGAGCCCUCUAUUGCUGGGAGGCUACAAUAUGUUGAUAAUCAGCCUUAAUUGACAUUCCCUUAAAUUUAAGAUAAACAGUAUAGCCAAGGACUGUGCCUGAUACUACUCCUUGAUACUGUAGGAAUUAUUCCCUGCUUUUCUGGUUUAGGGGUCAAAUUUGAGUGGCUGUCCUGUGGUCAGAGUUCACGCCCUUCAGCAGAACAGGGAGAAGCUGUCAAAACAAUGAGGUGUGAUACUCCUUUAUGCAGGGGACAAAUACUCUGUGCCCUCAAAGACCAGAACUUUGUUUCAAGCGAGGGAACGGGCUGGUGGAGUUCUCGGGUUAGCUGGUGGUGUGCUAGCUAGCCCUGCUGGUAACAGUGACAUUGUACUUGUGUCUCUCUGGUGCUUGGUGAAAGUCUCUGCUUUCUGGGAGAUGAAAAGGAGUAGUGGAAUGCAUAUGUCUUCUGCUUUAUAAUAAUCUCAAACUGGGUUAUUUAACCAACAUCAAUAAAUCAAACCAUGGUUUGAAGAUUUAUUUUUUUUAGUCACACUUCUGUACUGUACCUCAGUUGUUUGGAUUUUUUUUUUUGGUUGAGAUACCAACAGAAUAAAAUCCUAUUGGUUAAAAA
Molecule: messenger RNA, 1914 nt
Organism: Passer domesticus (house sparrow)
Lineage: Eukaryota; Metazoa; Chordata; Aves; Passeriformes; Passeridae
Gene: SEC13
Product: SEC13 homolog, nuclear pore and COPII coat complex component
Exons: 9
Coding region: 16-1176 (386 amino acids)
Biological process (GO): protein import into nucleus; positive regulation of TOR signaling; COPII-coated vesicle budding
Cellular component (GO): COPII vesicle coat; nuclear pore outer ring
Molecular function (GO): structural molecule activity; protein binding
Source: RefSeq, a predicted model, not a curated record